GUGAAAGAUCUUUUUCCAUUAAAUAAUGAAUUUUUAAUUAUUAGACACACUUGAAUUGGGAAACAAGAGGAAUUAAGCAAGACUGCUUGAAUAGAUUCACGAAUUAACAACACAAUAAAAAAAGAAACUCUUAAUCAAUAUUCUUAAAUGUUCAUUAUAAGAGAGAAAAUAAGAGAUUCUUCAAAUGAUGAGAAUUCUUUUGGAGAAGGUCGACAUUUUUUAAUAAUUUCAGACUGACCAAAAUGAUCUUGAAGCUUAUGACUAUUGUUUACGUCAUAUUCAAUAUGACACUUUUGAUAAAGUAAGAUGAACAUAUUAACUGAUUUCAGAAUGCUGUGAUUUACGAAAUAGGCGAAUACGCAAAUAAUGUAUAUAUGGUAAUAUCAGGCUAAGUCUCUCUGUAUAUAUAUGACGAUAUAUUUAACACAACUAAAAGAAGGUAGUAGUCUUUCAGUGUGGGUAGUGAUAAUAAAACUCAGCAGAAAGAAAGACUGAAAUAUUCUGAUCAUAUCAUUUAAAGGUAUGGUUAAAUCAUAGUUAUAAAUAGUUUGGUUCGUUUGAGUGAAAUUAAGGAAUGGAAAAUCUUCGGAGAAUAACUAGAGAAGAAAAGAAUGAACAUUGCUAUUUGUGACAUUGAAAGCUAAGUAGGAUUUCUUAGUAAAGAGACAUUUUAAACGGCAAUAUCAAUUAUGUAAAGAAAGUAGGAGUAGAAAAGAAUGAAGAGCUUUACAUUGAGUCCUAGUUUCUAGGGAUUAAAUAAGAGGUUACUAAAUUUGAUGUUGUUUUCUUUCUCAACUUAGGAUUAUAAAUUUAGAGAUGUUGUUUACAAAAAGGGUUAAUUGGAUUCUGAUGUUAUUUACAUAAUAAAAUAAGGAGAGUUUGUAGUCUAUCAAUAAAAACAGAAUGUAAGAAAAUAAUUGGCCAUCAUGACGGAAGGUGAGUUUUUUGGUGAUUAUGAGGCUUUCGAAAAGGUUCCUCGUUAAUUCAAUGUCUCAUGCCAUUCUCAUCAUGGUAGUUUAAUUGUCAUACCAAUGUAAAUCUUAAAUUAAAAAUUAUCCUAAUAUAACGAGCAAUGUUAUCUAUAGUAAUUGAAGAAGCUAUGUAUUAAAAAAAAUAAAUGGUACAAGUCAUUUGAAAACAAUAUUGAAUAAACAUAAGGAAUCUACUAAAGAUAUUUAACUGUGUAAGAUUUAAAAAAUGAAAUAACUAAAAGUUCAGCAUAAAAAAUUGAACCCAUUUAAAAUGUUCCUGAAAUUCAAUAAUAAUAAAUUAGUCCAAUAAGGGAAUUAAAAAAUACACUGAGUUAUUUAACAUCAAUUGAAGAAUCUUAAGUGAGUAAUAGUAAUAUUAACAUUAAUCAUAAUACUAAUAAUAAUAAUAAUAAAAAUACAAAGACACAUAAUAACAAUCAUCAUAAAUUAUUAACUGAUAAUGAAAAUAACUAAAAAUAAAAAGCAAAAAGCAAAAACCCUGUCUAUAUUGCAUCUCCUGAUAAAUUACAACCACUACCAAAAAUAUAAUUAGUUUCUAAUAAACAAUAAAAUAGAAGUGAAUUAUCAACGCCUGAUAGAUUCAAUAAAGUUAUUCAAAAUAAAAUUAGUGUCUUAAAAAGAAUAAAUAACCUCUCUCCAGAAGAAAACAUUAAUUUAAAUACUCUUCAUUAAAAAACCUAUUAUGUUCAAUUACCAAAGUAAAUAAAGUUAGAAUAACAUCUUGAUAAAGAAUGGCCAAUAAAAGCAACAUUGUACUUAAAUGAUUUAGAUGACAGAUUUCGUUUUUAGAAUAAUUAAUCAAGUCAAAAUAACAAUAGCAAUCGUAAUUGCAAUUAAUUACCUGAAUAAUUAAGUUCGAAGAAUGAAAAUAGUGAAUAAAAUUCAUAAAGGAAUUCUAGAAUUGAUAUUUUAAAUAACAUUCUGUAGUAUAAAACUCCAAAAUAAUAAAAUAAUAAAAAAAGGAGAGCAUUAACCCUUAAGUAUCGAGAAUAUAUAGAAUCGUAAUUCCCACCUAGAACGGAACGCUCUUUAUUAUUUUGUUGA
Paramecium octaurelia is the source of this 2036-nucleotide messenger RNA. Lineage: Eukaryota; Ciliophora; Oligohymenophorea; Peniculida; Parameciidae. The record is from the annotation of a GenBank genome assembly.